Geodia barretti is the source of this 4871-nucleotide messenger RNA. Lineage: Eukaryota; Metazoa; Porifera; Demospongiae; Tetractinellida; Geodiidae. The record is from the annotation of a GenBank genome assembly.
CACAGCUCUGCAUCUGGAAGGGGUGGGAAUGGUGGGGACGGAGGACGGGCGGGAAGGGGAGGGAAAUGUGUCAUCCAAUCAAGUGACCCACGCCUGCUGGUGCUAGUGGAAGCCGACUGUACAUCGGGGGACCCGGGGAAGGGUGGUCGGGGUGGCAGUGGUGGGAGUGGGGGUUCAGGUGGCUCUGGAGGGUCAAGUGGGUCGGGCGGAUCCGGCGGGAGUGGAGGGUCGUACCGAGACAGCAACGGGACUCUCCACCACCACUCUAGUGGGAGCAGUGGGAUGUCAGGUCACAGCGGACACACUGGACGCAGCGGGUCUCGAGGGGCAGAUGGCACCAGCAUGAGGGAUGGAAGUUCGGCGCCGGAUGGAGGCAUCCUCUGGUCAGUCUGCUCGGUGGAUGGUGGCAUACUUCACCUAGCUCCCACCAGGUACGAUGCUCAGGUCACCCAGCUGCAGGUUGUGUCUGCAAUCGACGACGGGAUAUUUGAGCCAAAUGAGCGCAUCAUGGUUUCCGGUGUUAGUGUCGUCAACAGUGGAGGUCUGCCUCUCCCGACUGGUCCACAGGCCUUUAUUCCCAGCACUCCAACCAUCAAAUUCGAGCCGACAAAGUUUGACUUGCCUGAAAUGUAUCCCAACCACACAUGUGAGGUACCGGUCACCUACUGUGGACGUAUCUUCGACCAGCCACCGCCAAAUGUCCCUGGUCCCUUCGUCUCGUCUGCCACAUUUACGACCCGAGUCGAAUUGCUUGGGCGACCUUUCGAAAAGUCGCUAUUCCAGCAGCAGCUGGUGGUUCAGUACCCAGUCAAACUGGCCUACAUGAAAUGCAGCGAGAACCUAGGGAGGGGAGAGGUGUCUGUCAUUGAGAUUGGAGUCCAGAACAUCUCCACCAUGCCGUACGGCGGCUGCCUGGGAUCCGGAGGUCGCGUGGCCCUACAGAUCCACCUCGAUGCCAGACUCAUCCCAAUCGGUGCUGGCACUGCCGAUGCUGCUGCUCUUCCCUACACUGUCACCUUUGACCCAAAUAUUCGCGACAGCAUGUUUGUCGAGCUUCACGCAAUACCUGCCGGACAGACGGUGAAUGUGCAAAUAACCCUGCAGAUGGAGAGCAGGGCCGAGCUGUUUGACCAGUGCCUGUGGCAAGCCGAUCUCUACCUCCGAGACAAGUUAAUCGAGUACAACUUCCAGACCAUUCGCGUGUCUCCCUUCUACCUGCCCAAAGAUCCGGCAGCCGACAUCCUGAUGGUGACAGACCAGAGCAUCACGAGGAAGGAGUUUGUCUUCUGGCAGAGGAUCCUCACGCUCGCCGACGUCACUGUCGAUUUCUGGGACACUUCUCGCUACAACGGUUUCUCGGUCGACACAACUACCAACAAACGCCACCCGGUGUCCUGGGAGGGUCGCUAUGCUGGGAAGAUGAUCAUCUAUCCCUACACGAACCUCGACCUCCUCUGGGGCAUCGACAUUGCGCGCCAAUUCCACGGAGAGAAUCACAGGGACGGACCACUCCAGGAGCAAAAUUCGAGCAUGGUCCUCCUUCUCCCUCCAUCUCAGCCCCGUGCACCGGGGCAGGGUUCCUACACUGACCUCGGAGACAAAGACGUCAUCAGGCACCUGGCAGCUGUCGACGAGGCUGUCACACUGCCAGAGAACACAACGUACUCUGGAUUUCACCUCACCCAUCCCGAAGCAGGCCCACCCGAGACGUGUUCCUUCAUCCCCAGCUUUAUACUGGACCCCAUCUUCAAGCGAGAGGGGGCCAGGAGGCCCUACUUGGGCUGGGAGAAAAAGCAGCUAAAGAAAGUGGAGAAGGAGACACCGUCGCAGUCAGCCACCGUCCUUACCCGCACCACAAACAUCACGUCAAACGGACUCUUCCGUUUCAACUAUGGACAGGUUGACAUUCGCAGGAUUCCUCUCCUCCGUUCCUCGAAGCUCCUUGUCGUGGAUGGCGCCGGUGGCAGUGCUCUGAGUCUGAGCAGCGACGACUUGCACCUGAAUGCCGCCUCUUCCGAGGUCCCACUGGCCAGCAACUUUGGCCAGAUCUUCCUGGCUGUGUUGUUCGGGCUCCCAAUGCGGUGCAAGCUGGCACUCUUGAAGAAGAAGACACCGGAGGGAGAGGGCGAUGGUGAGGGAGAGGGUGGGGAGGUGGUGUUCAAGACACCCCACAACCUUACGUACACCAGAGCCGACCUGGUCGUGAUCUGUGCUGUCAGCGAGAUUGCCGAUGACUUGCUCAGUUGCUCGGGGAACGCUCAGCGGAUGAGGGAAUUUGCGCGAGAGAUCGAGAACAGUACAGCCGACUUUGUACACAACGGUGUGGCCAUCCUCCGUGGAAUGGCACUGCUUGCCGACGAGGGCAAGGCAAGGAAAAAGCGCCUAAAAACCGACCAAGUGAACCGGGCACUGCAGGAACUUACGCAGUUGAUAUCAACAGUCGAGAUAGCUCUGAAAGGAGCAAGGGUGGACGGCAGUGACCUCCAGCAACCGAUGGUGAGUCUCGAUCGCCUCGUUGAUUCCGAGUCUUUCCACAAGACUGCACAACAUCGCGUGAGCGACGGUCGUUGGAAUGUCCCAGGAUGAACACAGGCUUGUGACACUUAAAGAAACUGAGACAUGAUUAGAUUAUAUAGCUAGGUGUAGUAGUGGAGUGAUACUAGCUAGUUUUACAUCGCUGUAUAUGCAGUGUCCUGUUGACUUAUGAGGUGUACUAUAUUAUAUUUCAGGAAAUGGACACGUUGAGACAACACAUUUUGUCCUAUUAAGGGCUGUCCUCUUUUUUGAGGGUAAGAAUAGAAAAGUGAAGCCUCCAAGUCUGCUUUUCUAUUGUGUCAAGUGUCGUUCUCUACUGCAUGGGUAUAUAUGAGCAUGAUUGAUCAGAGUUUAGGAAAUGCUGGCAUUAGGGCUGCAAUUAUGGACUAUUUCGCUUAGUUGAACACACUCUUUUCCCAGAUCCUGCCUGUUACUAUACAAGCGAGCCGAGCCCGCCCUCGCCUCCACACACACGCACGCGAUACGACGCAGCAGACACACAUGCGCAUGCGCGUGAAUGUACGCAUCGCGGAUCGGACGGAGUGUAGUGGACAGGGAUGAUGGCUGUCGUUUCAAACAAUUCGCACGUUGAAGGGUGUCACCUGAACUGCAAAAUGGAAGCAGAAGAGAAAGGACAGUUCGACGUAGUAGUGAUGCUGAGGUUAAUAAUGGCUUCCCUGAGUAUCAUUGGAGCACUGUCCAUUAUAAGUUCAGCUGUGUACAGAAAAACAGCCUGCAAUCCCAGAGUUCACCCAAUAUUUGUCCUGUCAAUUGUUGACACUCUGCUGAGUGUACUGUGGAUCAGUGGAGCACUGGUGUGGUUGAAAGAAGAUGGACUGAGUCGUCACGAUGACCUCAGAGUUAGCUGUUUCAUUAUAAACUGCCUCACUGUGGUGAGCUCAGCUGCCUUAGUUACUGCUGACACAACAUUUUGUGUGGGAAAAACUCAUUGAACAUUGUCAUUUUUAAGAUUCUUCAGUGUGUCGCAAUGAAUGUGACCCUCAUCUAUGCCUUCCUGGCUUACUCCAGCAUCAAACAGAGAGAUUUCAGUGGUGUCUACAUGGUGCAGCAGAUACCAGUGUCUGUCCAUGUAUGGCCCCCUCUCUGCUCUUUCACUACUUACUUCAUUGCCUGGACUCUACCUAUUGUACUGAUUGUGGUUCCAUUUGGGGUGAUUGCUGAGGAAUAUGAUCUAGUUCGUGAUGCUAACAACUGUUCUUGCUGGUAGCCUGUUUCUUUCCUGUUUCUGACUUCCUCCUCAAAACUACACCUUAUUCAGGUGCUUGCCCUUCUUUGGGAAUGUUGUACCCAGACCACAAGUAAGAGGCACCGACUUCAGUGAUGGUCGUGUAAGAAAACAAGUUUUACUGUGGACAAAACUGUCGUAAAAUGUUGUGCUUACAGGAAGGAGACAGAUACCUCACACAACUUUACUAUUUCAUGGCUUACUAUUCAGCAGUGCUUAUUACUAAUUUCACUUUUGUUCUCUGUUGCAUGGCAGUGGUGUAUUUCAAGUUGUUUCGUCGAAUUAGAAGAAUGAUUCGAGAGAACAAUGAAACCACUCAUUUGUAUGGAGCUACUCGGGCCAUGAUUCUUGAGGGACACAAAGACGCAAAGAAACGAGUGCUUCUAUUUUUCUUGGUUUAUGUAAUAACUGGAACAAUGAUCUUAGUUCUUGGAGUAUCAGUAUUUGUAACUGGAUUACACAAGAAGCCCCGCAAAAGUUCACGUGGAUGGAUGAAUAUGGGCUAUCACCUUCUUCUCUUGGAGGCACUGUUUGUCCCAUCUCAAGGAUUUCUGAAUGCCUUGGUCUACGGAUGGACUCGCGGAGACUUCCUGAGAGUCAUGUCCUCACCACCACGACACAACAGACUGCGCCCUGACUCUCUCACGACCUCCGAUGAUGAGACUGAGGAAGAGGAGGAGGUGGAGGAGACUGGGAAGGAGGAUGAGAGGGAGGACUGGGAGAGAGGGUCCCGUCCAGGGGGUUCCCUCCUCUUCUCCUCCAGCAGAGCUCGCCACUCAAGGAGAGGAAAGAGGGGCAACACGGCCCUCACCCCUGUCUCCCCCUAGAGGAUUCUACAAGUUCAACCUACAGUACUCUGACAUGCAAGAAAAAAAAUUGAGUGCUUUGCACUUGGGUUUUCAAUUUGUGUAGCUAACUUAUUAUAAUAUCUCUGUAAUAGCACUCUACUUGCAUGUCCCAAUUCUAUUGGCAUAUCCCAAUUCUAUUGGCAUGUCCCACAGGACUGUAUAGCUACACUAAGUAUUCACCUCAGCUGAAUGCAGUGUACACAGACACAGAAAACCAUAUUAUAGCCUACCCUUUUGCCGUA